Messenger RNA from Anisakis simplex (herring worm), 558 nucleotides. Lineage: Eukaryota; Metazoa; Nematoda; Chromadorea; Rhabditida; Anisakidae. The record is from the annotation of a GenBank genome assembly.
GCAGCACGUUCGCAGAGUAUCAGUACAGCGACCGAUGGUGGAGGGGAAGGUGAUUCGUCAGGUGGAGUGAGUCAGAUCGGCCGUUUCUCUGCGUCCGAUGAUGAGGAUGCAGCCAGAAUGUUUACACAAAAAUAUGGCUCAUUCGGAAAUGGUGAAUUUGCGAGAGUGUUGACCGAGGCAGAGACAGCCAUUAGAAGAGGUAUAUUCCCAGAACGAAUUAAGCAAGGCUCAUCAGGAUCGUAUUUCGUGAAGAAUAUUAAAGGGGAGAACAUUGGAGUUUUCAAACCGAAGAACGAGGAGCCAUACGGACAGCUGAAUCCAAAAUGGGUGAAAUGGAUUCAUCGAAUAUUCUUCCCGUGCUGCUUUGGACGAUCCUGCUUGCUGCCGAAUCAGGUGGGUAGAGGGUUAAGGUAUUUUCUGAUCGUUAUUAUUAUUAUUAUUGUUAUUAUUUUUGUUAUGUUAUUUUUUGUUAUCGUGUUUGCGUUGUUUUAUGUUCAUGUUUAUGUUUAUGUUGAUUUUAAGUUUCGUGUUGGACUGUUGACGUAUUAUUUGAUAUGA